Messenger RNA from Serpula lacrymans var. lacrymans S7.9, 558 nucleotides. RefSeq lists its product as uncharacterized. NCBI's taxonomy places the organism in Eukaryota, Fungi, Basidiomycota, Agaricomycetes, Boletales, Serpulaceae. The coding region runs from base 1 to 558 and encodes 185 amino acids. The record is from RefSeq and is a predicted model, not a curated record. The transcript is spliced from 4 exons.
AUGUCAAGAGGGGAUGUUUGGAAUCACUGGGGCAUGCUCCGUUGUAAUCCACUUCUGCCCAAGCCUAUACUUCAAGUUCCCAACAGUGGUGAGGACUUUGGUGUUGUUCACUCAAAAAAUGCAGCAACUUUUAAAGGGCUUUUUCCCAUAAAGAUUGAAGUUGCUGAAGAAGAUGGUGAUGUUAAAGCAGGCCCUCAAGGCCCUCAAGAUAUCCUUGAGCUUGCACUCGAGCGGGACAUUGAAUCCCCUGUCAUCCUGCAAGGCAUGGAAAUUGAUGCUGCCUUCCUGCUCAUCCCACUUGAUUACUCAGUGCCCUCGAUGACCUCAGCACAAACAUUAAAACGCAAGCUUCCUGAGGAGCCCCCGACAAACUUUAUUGACCCAGCCAAUUUGAAGACCAUAGAUCCGCCACUGAAGAAUUUCCACUUGCUACAAGCACCAGCGGACCAUAGCAACCAGAUACCACAAUCUAAUGUCUCUGUCAGGACCAAAUUAGUCCUUGAGGCUUUGCGCAAGCUUCUCCCACCUCCAAAUAUUUAUGGCCUCUCAAAAUAUUAA